UUUAAAAGGGAUUGAAUGUAUAAUGUCUCUUUCUUUUGCUCUUUCAGAUUCUUCUUGAAAUUCUUCCUCAAGUGCAAUCAGAACUGCUUGAAGAAUGCAGGAAACCCACGAGACAUGCGCAGAUUCCAGGUUGUUGUAUCAACAACGGUCAACGUGGACGGUCACGUCCUGGCGGUCUCAGACAACAUGUUUGUCCAUAACAACUCCAAGCACGGCAGAAGGGCUCGACGUCUAGACCCUUCUGAAGCAGCUACCCCCUGCAUCAAAGCCAUCAGCCCCAGUGAAGGAUGGACCACGGGAGGAGCCACGGUCAUUAUCAUUGGAGAUAACUUCUUUGACGGUCUCCAAGUCGUGUUCGGGACCAUGCUUGUGUGGAGUGAGCUGAUUACACCCCACGCCAUCAGAGUGCAGACCCCACCCAGGCACAUCCCAGGAGUCGUGGAAGUCACCCUCUCCUACAAGUCCAAGCAGUUCUGCAAAGGAGCUCCUGGACGAUUUGUCUACACUGCUUUGAACGAGCCAACCAUCGACUACGGCUUCCAAAGGCUACAGAAGGUCAUUCCCAGACAUCCAGGAGAUCCAGAGAGGUUACCGAAGGAGGUGUUGCUGAAGAGAGCAGCUGACCUUGUGGAGGCUCUGUAUGGGAUGCCCCACAACAACCAGGAGAUCAUCCUGAAGCGAGCGGCCGACAUCGCCGAGGCCCUGUACAGCGUCCCGCGUAACCACAACCAGAUCCCCUCACUGGGAAACACGGCGUCGCACGGCGGCAUGAUGGGGGUGAACUCGUUCGGCAGCCAGCUCGCCGUCAACGUCUCAGAAACAUCACAGGGUAAUGACCAGGGAUACAGCCGUCAAACCAGCAGUGUGUCCCCUCGAGGCUACGUCCCCAGCAGCACACCACAACAGGCCAACUACAACACCGUUAGCAACAGCAUGAACGGCUACGGCAACCCCAUGUCCAAUCUGGGAGUACCCAGUUCACCAGGCUUCCUCAACGGCUCCUCUGCCAACUCCCCCUACGGCAGUAAGUAUCAAGUAGUGCCGUCGAGCCCCACCAUGGCAGCCUCUUCGGUCAGCCUCUCUACAAACUGUAGCAGUACACACGGCAUUUUCUCAUUCUCACCUGCCAAUGUCAUCUCUGCAGUGAAACAAAAGAGCGCCUUUGCCCCUGUUGUAAGGCCCCAAGCUUCUCCACCACCUUCUUGCACCAGUGCAAAUGGCAAUGGACUUCAAGGGAUGUCUGGCCUCGUUGUCCCACCCAUGUAAAACGAACACUCUUCUCCCCCCCCCCUGAGCACCAGUCGUCACAAAAGGGGCUGCAGGGGGACUUGUUUAGUACCUUUUAGAAGAUUCUGGUUGAAUCUGUGUCAUCAAUCAUGAAUAAAAUCAACAACAUAUUCUGUUUAUUCAGAGGAGAGAAAAAAAAAGACUUUUGUUUCAAAAGAUUUUAUUCAAACAAUUAUGAAUUGUGACAUGCAAGCCACUCUGUCAUUUAACAAUUUAAUUUUAUUGACUGAUUUCUUGUCAUAUUUUACCAUUUCUCAGUCUUGAUGAAUGGAAGGAAGAAAAAUUGCUAUUUUGUAUAAAAGUGUCUGGUUUGAUCUUGGCUUUGUCUAGUUGUUGCUAUGUGUUGGGAGCAUCUUUGAGGAUGAUCAAUUUGAUGAACAACACUGAUGACAAUACCUCAGAACAUGUUUCUCUUUACACGAUGCACAACAGUUGAGCGUCUCUAUAAAUGUGAAUUCCUUAUUUCUUUCUCUUUUUAAUUUGUGGUAAAGAGAAAAGGGGGGCCAAGACAGUGUGAACACAUUUACAACUGGAAAUAAUAUGAAAUAUAUGAUUUAAAAAUAAAAGUAAACAUAAAAAAAAAAAACAUUAACAUGAAGAGGUAAAUACAAAAAUAAUCUGAUUGGCUGACAGAGGAGA
Oncorhynchus nerka (sockeye salmon) is the source of this 1926-nucleotide messenger RNA. Its product is annotated as transcription factor COE3-like. The transcript has 10 exons. Lineage: Eukaryota; Metazoa; Chordata; Actinopteri; Salmoniformes; Salmonidae. Gene Ontology annotation, biological process: regulation of transcription by RNA polymerase II. Gene Ontology annotation, molecular function: RNA polymerase II cis-regulatory region sequence-specific DNA binding; DNA-binding transcription factor activity, RNA polymerase II-specific. Bases 16 to 1266 code for a protein of 416 amino acids. The record is from RefSeq and is a predicted model, not a curated record.